This is a messenger RNA of Parnassius mnemosyne (clouded apollo), 756 nucleotides long. Lineage: Eukaryota; Metazoa; Arthropoda; Insecta; Lepidoptera; Papilionidae. The record is from the annotation of a GenBank genome assembly.
AUGGGUUCUCGAAUAUUACAACGAUUGCUUCUUCCAAUUAUUAGUCGUUCUCUAAAAAGUUAUCCUAACCUCACCAUUCGAAACGAAAGAAUUAUUCAUGCUCCUUUAAGUUUUACACUUGUAAGAAAUUAUGCCAAAAGCAAAGACAAAGGCAAAGAAAAGAAGGGCAAAGGAGCAAAGGUUGAAAUAAAUCUAGCCAUGAUGUCUGAAAUAGUUGCAGUGGAUAAGAUUCAAGACAGAUGUAAAGCAGCAAUUGAGAAAAUGAAAGAAGAUUUUGCAAAAAAUUUGUCGCUUCGAUCCACAACAGGUUCUAUUGAAUCGCUUCCAGUAAAGUUUGAUGGAAAAGAGUAUGAACUUCAGGAGCUUGCUCAAAUAGUUCGUAAGAAUCCCAAGACUUUAGUAAUCAAUUUCUCAUCUUUCCCACAAGUUAUACCAGACGCGCUGAAGGCUAUACAUAAUUCCGGUUUGAAUCUUAACCCACAGCAGGAUGGCACUACAUUGUUUGUACCUGUGCCAAAAGUAACUAAAGAACAUAGGGAAGCUUUAGCAAAAAAUGCAAAAUCUUUGUAUAUUAAAUGUAGAGACUCAGUUAAGGAUGUGCAAAAUGAUUUUAUUAAAAAGGUGAAGAAGCAAACUGGAAUAUCGGAGGACACGAUUUUUGAUGUUAUCAAACAAAUAACGGCAAUGUGUGAGGAGUAUCAGAAUGAAGCUAAAAGCAUUUAUGAAGCUAAACAUACUGAGCUUGUUGGCAAAUAG